UGGAGAAGCACAUGACAGAACAAAAGAAAAAGAAGAGAUGAGUAAAAGGAGGUUUAAUGACGAGGAAAAGCUUCUUGAGGAAAAGGCUGGUGAAAUUCUGAGACAAAGAGAUGAAAUGGAAGAAAUCAAAUAUGAGUUACAGACUGAAAAGACUAAAAUGAAUCAACAGCAGCAAAGACUGGAGGAGAUUACAAGAGCUGUGAAUGAGGAGAGGAGAGAUCUGGAGAACAUGAGGAAUGAAUGUGAAAAAUACAGACAACAAAUGGAAGAAGAGAUAAGAAGUGUUACUGAAGAAACAAACAGACGAAAAGAAGAUCUUGAAAGAAUGUACACAGACAUAAAUGAACAAAAACAAGAGUUGAGAAAACACAGAGAGAUUCUAGAGCAGGAGAGAGAAGAAAUGAAUAAUAAAUGGAUACAGUUACAGCAGAGAAUUGAUGAAUUUGAUACUCAAGUCAGACAACAGAAGGGAAAGCAUUUAAUGAGACAGGAGAAAAUGGAAGAAGAAAGAAAAGGUCUAGAAGAGACCAGAGUCAAAAUUCUGGAGCUGGAAACUAAAGCUGAGCAGGAACGUCAAGACAUAAACCAAAAAACACAAGAGUUGAAUGCACUGCAAAAACAUAUUAUGAAAGAAAAAGAGAAAUAUGAAGACAUGAGAGUAAAAGCACAGAUAGACAGAAAAGAACUUGAUCAAAUUAAGAGGGAACUUGAACAAGAGAAAACUGAAAUGGAUAAUGACAGAAAGAUGAUGGAACAGGAAAGAAAAGAGCUGCAUAAGAUGAGGUCAGACAUAAUGACAGAAAGAGAGCAAAUGGAAGAAAUGAGAGAAGCAAUCAAACUAGAGAGGGCCACACUUGACCAGAAAAUACAAGAGACUGAUCUAGAAAAGGAUGAAAUUGAAAAGAACAAAGAAAUAGUUCAGAAAUUAAUGGAUAAAGUAGAAGAGCAGAGAAAUCAUAUUAAACUCCAGAAAGAAGAACUUGACCUUGAAAGACGGAAGAUCACUGAUGAAAAAUAUCUUAUAGAUCAACAUAAGAUUGAACUUCAAAAAGAAAGUGAACAGAUCAGAUACAUGGAGGAAGAAAUAAAGAAGGAGAAAGAAACACUGAAGGAAAUGCAAACUCAUCUACAAAAGGAAAAGGAAGAAAUUGAGAGUGUCGCUGAAGAAACAAACAGACGAAAAGAUGAUCUGGAAAGAAUGAACACAGACAUAAAUGAACAAAAACAAGAGUUGAAGAACUGCAGAGCCCUUCUAGAACAAGAAAGGGAAGAAAUAAACCAAAAAUGGACAGAUUUACAACAGAGAAUUGAUGAAUUUGAUGCUGAAGUCAACAAACACACGGAAGAUCGGCUAAUAGAACAAAAGGAAAAAGAUGAAGAAAGAAAAAGUCUAGAACAGACCAAAGUCAAGAUCCUGGAUCUGAAGAAUAAAGCUGACCAGGAACAUCAUGAUGUACACCUAAAAAUACAAGAGUUAAACACACUGCAAGUACAGAUUAUUAACGAAAAAGAGCAACUUCAAGAAAUCAGAAGCAAAACUUUGGAUGAAACAGCCAUACUUGAGAUGAGAGCUGCUGAGAUAAUACAACAACAACAAACACUGGAUGAGAAUCUGAAAAGGAUGAGAUAUGAGAAGAAUGAACUUCAUAUGAUGCAAAAGGAACUUCAGGCUGAAAGACAACAAAUGGAAGAGGAAAUAAAUACAAAAACUAGUGAACUAAUCAGAGAACAACAAGAAAAUGAAAUAUACAAGAACAUGACAAACAAAUUAACAGAAGAGAUGAACUUCAUGAAAGCUAAACUAGCUGCACAACAAGAAGAAAUGCGCGUUGAAAAAGAAAAAUUUAAUGAAGAGAGAAAAGAAUUUGAGCAAUUAAAGAUUGAUAUAGAAAGAGAGAAUCAAGAACUCUGUAAUAAUAAAGACAUCAUAAAUAAACUAAAAGAAGAACUUCAUCUGGCAAAGGAGAGGAUGGAUAUGAACAGUAAGCAGUUUCAAUUACAGAUACAUACAGAAAAAGAGAUGAUUUCUAAAAUGAAGGCCCAGCUUCAAAGUGGGAAAGAUGAAUUUGACCAUAGCCGAGAAAAAAUGAGAAGGAAAACAGAAGAAAUGGAAAAAGAAUGGGCAGCAAUAGAAGCAGAAAAACAAAUUCUACAACAAAACAGCAAUGAAAUCUUGAGAGAAAGGGAAGACAUGAAGAAGGAAAAAGAGUGCAUUUUGAAAAAGAAAGAUGAACUGGAACAGCUUCAGGCAGAAAUCCUGAAACAAAGAAAUGAAUGUGAAAACAUUACAACAGAUACAUAUAUGCUUGAAAUGUUAAGAACUGAGUUAGAUCAUAAGCAGCAGAAGAUGGAAGACGACAGGAAGGUGAUGGAACAGGAAAGAAAAGACUUGGAGAGGAUGAAGUUUGAAAUAAUGACGCAAAAAAUGCAAAUGGAGAAAGAACUGCAAAAGGAAAUCAAAUCAGAGAGAGCGGAAAAGGUCCAGAAAACACAAGAGACUGAUUUAGAAAAGAUGAGAUUGAAAAGAAGAAAGAAAUAGUUCAGAAACUAAGUGAUGAGGUGGAGGAAGAGAGAGAUUAUCUAAAACGUCAAAAAGAAGAAACCAAAUUUGAAAGUCAAAAGAUGACAACUGAAAAAGAUACUCUCACUCAAAUUAAGACUGAACUGCAAAGAAAA
Messenger RNA from Carassius auratus (goldfish), 2676 nucleotides. Its product is annotated as trichohyalin-like. The transcript is spliced from 2 exons. The record is from RefSeq and is a predicted model, not a curated record. Bases 38 to 2539 code for a protein of 833 amino acids. NCBI's taxonomy places the organism in Eukaryota, Metazoa, Chordata, Actinopteri, Cypriniformes, Cyprinidae.